Messenger RNA from Sordaria macrospora k-hell, 2334 nucleotides. RefSeq lists its product as uncharacterized. Gene Ontology annotation, cellular component: nucleus; cyclin-dependent protein kinase holoenzyme complex. Lineage: Eukaryota; Fungi; Ascomycota; Sordariomycetes; Sordariales; Sordariaceae. The record is from RefSeq and is a predicted model, not a curated record. Gene Ontology annotation, biological process: regulation of cyclin-dependent protein serine/threonine kinase activity. Gene Ontology annotation, molecular function: cyclin-dependent protein serine/threonine kinase regulator activity; protein kinase binding.
AUGUAUCUCGCCAGGACGCGGUGUCAAAACCCUCUCCCCUCCUCGUCGCCCUUCUCAACUCAUCAUCAGUCUCCUUCUGACCGGUGGACGACCCAAUCGCUCGUUUCUGGCUGGCGCCGCUACGGAAACCUCAUCAAAAUCUCAAAUUCAACCAGUGCUGGUGGCCUUCAGACGCCGCCUUACGACGAAGACAUGGCUACCACAUACCAAGUGCCGAACUUGACUCCUUCGUACGAGCAACAUAGAUCUUACACACACUCAACCCUCCCAGCACUCUCCAGCUGUAGUGCCAGUGCUGCGUCUCAAAGGCCGCCUCGAGAUUUGGCCCACAUGUUCAACUCCGAGUCACUAUCUUCUUACUCGGAUACACAGUCAAUUUACCUUCCUAAUCCACAGCAACGGUCGACUGCCGCUUCGUCUAUCAGUUCGAGUUCAGGUUCAGCACAGCGAGGCUAUGCCCAGCAGCACCAGUCACGGCAGCCACCUUCACCACGGCAGCAACAGCAACAGCAAUACGUUCCGCAAAAACAGCAGCAGCAGCAGUAUCAGCAUCAGCACCAGUCGCGGCAGCCAUCCUCACAGCGGCCCUCAAGACCGCCCUCACCAAGCCCGAUCAAACGAGAACAAGAGAUCUCGGCGCGGGACGCCGCCAUGGCACUCCACAGCUUGCAGGUUCCGUCAUGUAUCAGCCCCAAAGGCGGAAGUCUUUCGGAUUUCGUGGCCAACCUGACAGCCCUGUUUUGGUUCGAAACCUCAAAGUUACUUGAGCAGGCUGCGACAUACGAUGCCCUUCGUCCAGGUGCCCCUGUACGGCGGAUCGAGGGGCCCGCCAUCGCUUGCCCCAACUUCAAGAAAUGGGUCCAUAACCUCUUGUCAACUACCCAGGUGACACAGAAUGUUAUUCUUCUGUCUCUCUUGUACAUCCAUCGACUCAAGGUUCUGAACCCAAAGAUGCAUGGGCUUCCGGGCAGUGAGUAUCGACUGCUUACGGUCGCGCUGAUGCUAGCAAACAAGUUUCUCGACGACAACACGUACACCAACAAGACUUGGUCCGAGGUCUCCCAGCUUUCGGUAAACGAGAUUCAUGUUAUGGAGGUUGAGUUCCUGGGAAAUAUGCGCUACAGCCUGCUCGUUACCGGGAAGCAGUGGGAGGAAUGGCUGGUCAAACUGGCUAGAUUCCGUGAAUAUCUGGAGCAAGCGCGACAACUCCCUUCACCAGCAAAUCUCUUUGCACCGUCGCCAAACGCACUCCCAACUUCGGCUUUGCCCUCUCCCAAUACCGUCCAGCACUUUCCCUCGCCGUUGCAGCCAACUCUGGCCGGACAGUCACCAAGCGCGAGUUUCUAUGCGAAGCAGAGCUCUGGCCAAGGUUGGCCGACCCAUGCGGCAGGCCAAGCCCAAAUCUGGAACCCGGCAAGCACACCGUUGAGCCGAAAGAGGAGCAUGCCAGAGUUUGAUCUUUCAGAACCACCAGCUAAACGUCGGACGCCGUUGAAGCCAUAUGCCUCAUCGGAGACCUUAUAUCCCACAGUAACGGCACCUCAGACCCUCAGAAAUCCUCGAGACUUUGUCUUUGCGCCGCUUCCAUCGACGAGCGAGAUUGCUUCAAAGCAAGCGCGCCUGUCGGUGUCAAAUUUGACACUGAACAAUGCUCAAUCAUCCACGGCAACUACGCUCCCAGGUGAUGUCUAUUCCCGCGUCAGCUACGCGCCGGAGAGCAUGAUUUCUUUGCCGCCCAUCCUCCUACCUGCCCCGGGCAUGGCUUCUACCUACCUCAACCCCACAUCGACGGCUGCUCCCAUUCCGUCAAUCUUACCGACCAGCCGCUCUGGUGUUUCGCCGUCGACCGCCGUUCCAGCUUCGACAACGGCUCACCCGGCCUCUCAGUAUGCCCUACCUGCGAACCACCUACACUCUCAGCACAGCCUGGCCUCAAGCGGAGCUUAUCUCGGUUCAUCUCCGAUCGGCGAGCCGCUCAUACAUACUCCGAUGUCAAGUUCUCCUUCCAACAUCUAUCUUCAACAGCGGACAAGCCCAUACAGACCAGUCCGACACACCGAAACACUACUUCACCCCCCGCCGUCGGCCUUUCUCCAGCAAUACCAUCUUCCGAACCCGAUUCCCCCGACUCAGCUACACUACCAACCACUUGGGCGGCGGAAUGAGGUGCGCACUGGCAUUGUUCCAGAAUUCGCCAUGCCCAAUAGUGGGUUGACAAUGGCAGGAGCCGGCCGGUAUCACGAGUCUAUCCCUGCCUUUCGUCAAUCGUUUUCGUUGCCCUUACGGGACCUUCCACCGACAACAUCUGCAUAUUCACAGCAACCAAGGCGUUAG